AUGUGUUGUGGUCGAUAGUUUUAUCACGGUAUUAGCGUUUAAUGUUAACGUUAGCUAGUCUGUAUGCCACUAGGUUGAGAACGUUUGUCGUACGUUAGUUAUAAUGUUGUGCUUAACUUUAACGUUAGAUACUCUAUCACAAGUCUCCGCUGCUAACUAGCAGAGGCUUAUCAUUACGACUGGCUGUUGUGCAGGCAGAUAAACUCUGUGAACUAGCAUAACACUAGGACUAUGGUAGCUAUCGGCAUUGCUGUUACUGUGUUAUGGCUAAUGUAAGUGGUAGUUUAGUUUACUGUGACCGUACGAUUAGCAUAAACUGUGACACAUAAGCAUCACAUUGUGUAGAGAUAGAGCGUCUCCCCGCCGGGGAAUCGUACCCCGGUCUCCCGCGAUUGUAGAGUUAAGCUUUCUUAACUUUCCGUAUUCAUUCUCUAUGGUAGUCCUUAUCACUACGGAUGUAAUAUAUUUUUGGCCACAAGUGGGUUUUGUUUUCUCCUUAUCCAUCAUGAGCUCGAGUUUGGUUUUCCAGGUUACAAAUUCAGUUUGCUCAAACCUGUGUUGAUACAUUUCCUUGGACACUUUAAGUAGGGAUCCUACAGCCGACCUCCCCUCUCUUUUCUGAACAGCAGUAAUGGCUUUAAACGGUAAAAUCGCAGUAGUGACCGGAGCAGGGCUGGGUAUAGGAAAAGCAAUAACAGAGAUUCUUCUACGAAAUGGUGCAAAGGUAGUCCUCCUGGAUGUGAAUGAAACUGCAGGGAAGAGUUUAAAGGAAGCCUUCGACAAACAGUACGGAUGGGAGAGAACUCUGUUUCUGAACUGUGAUGUUGAAUCAGAGGAGCAGAUUAAAGCUGCCUUUCAGAAAACUGUAGAAACCUUCGGAGGAAUAGGCAUCCUGUGCAACAAUGCUGGCAUCCUGAAUGAGAACGAGUGGGAGAAGAGUAUCUCCAUAAACCUUGUGGGUGUUAUCAGGGUAACCUACCUGGCUUUGGAACACAUGAACAAGUUGACUGGAGGUCGGGGAGGGGUCAUUGUCAACACAGCGUCCUUGGCAGGUCUUGGCCCACUACUGAGCUGUCCUGUCUACACAGCCACCAAGCACGGAGUGAUUGGCUUCACUCGAGCCAUGGCACGUGUCUCAGGUAGCAGAGUGCCUGCUCGAGCUGGUGACAGAUGAGACAAACAAUGGAGAGGCCCUCAUGGUGAAAACUGACAUGAGGAAAUAUGUGACAUUCCCCACAAUUACCCAGUAGGUUUUGGCAAUGACAAACCACUACACUAUUAUUCAGAACUAAGCCUCCAUAGCCUCUGUAAUUAAAACUGUAAAUGUUUCUCAGCACUUUAAUGUGCAUUAAAGAAAAACAGUCAUCAAGUUUUAAUAGUAGCUCUCUACACUGUUUUAUGUGGCUGAAACAUCUGAUUAUAUUCAUUUUGAAAUAAUCUGUUGAAUCAUCAAAUACUCACCAUGUUUUCUAUUCUAAUAAAUGUACUAGAAUCAAAA
Messenger RNA from Lates calcarifer (barramundi perch), 1498 nucleotides. RefSeq names its product 15-hydroxyprostaglandin dehydrogenase [NAD(+)]. Gene Ontology annotation, molecular function: oxidoreductase activity, acting on the CH-OH group of donors, NAD or NADP as acceptor. The transcript has 7 exons. Gene Ontology annotation, cellular component: cytoplasm. The coding region runs from base 632 to 1174 and encodes 180 amino acids. NCBI's taxonomy places the organism in Eukaryota, Metazoa, Chordata, Actinopteri, Centropomidae. The record is from RefSeq and is a predicted model, not a curated record.